Nicotiana tabacum (common tobacco) is the source of this 2810-nucleotide messenger RNA. RefSeq names its product YTH domain-containing protein ECT4-like. Gene Ontology annotation, biological process: mRNA destabilization. Gene Ontology annotation, cellular component: cytoplasm. Lineage: Eukaryota; Viridiplantae; Streptophyta; Magnoliopsida; Solanales; Solanaceae. Gene Ontology annotation, molecular function: mRNA binding. The record is from RefSeq and is a predicted model, not a curated record.
UACCAAACGUCCCUGCAGUGCAGGCAACACACUUGCACAACACAAGUCCGCCUUUCCCCCCCUUCUCUCUCUCUCGCGCUCUCUCUCUCUCUAGGGUUAGGGUUUCUUAACGGCGUUAUAUUUGAACCCUUGAGAGAUCAAAUAAUGGUGCAGCAAAUCCCCUUUUUGUGUGAAAAGCUCUUUAAUUCAAUCCGUCUUCACUCCUUCAGCUCAACUAUGGCUUGAUUCUGCUCUUCUCUCGGUGGCAUUCCCGAUACGGAAAUGUAUAAUGUUCCUGAACAAGGACAUGCAGAUGCUUAUAUGAUUCAAGGAACGGAGCCAAUGCAGAUCACCAGUCCGCUGCUUCAAAACUUUGAAACUAUGUACAAUGAAGAACUGCGCGAGUUUGUUGUUGAUCAGGGAUUAUAUUAUCCUACUACCACCAAUUAUGGCUACCUCUGUACAGGAUUUGAAUCGCCCAGCGAUUGGGAUGACCACCAAAGAAUUUUUGGUCUGGAUGGUCAAGAUAUUCAGUAUAUGGGUGCACCAAAUGAAAAUCUCCCAUAUAUGUAUUAUACACCUAACUAUGGAUAUGCACAGUCUCUGUUCAACCCAUACAACCCUUACAUCCCUGGUGCUGUAGCAGGGGUUGAUGGCUCAUAUUUAGGAGCACAACAGUACUAUGCUAUCCCAUCAUAUGAAACCAGUGUGUCUUCUCCUUCGUACUUCCCCGUGGUGCUACCGAGUACAUCUGACGUUAUGGUGAACAGAGCAGACACGAUAGUUGAGAGUACUCUAUCUACUGCUAAUAGAGCUAAUAGAGCCGAUGUUUCUCGUCUCAAGCAUAAUUUGUCUUCAGCAUCUCCAACCUUCACCCCAGCUCCAUUAAAGCUGGCUUCAGGUCAUAAUAGUUUUAACAAAGGAUCUGGAAUUGCAAAAUCUAGUGGUAGAUCAGGCAAGCAGCCCAUGAUGCAUGGAAAUGUUGCUUCUGAUAGGUUCUCUAUUCAAUCCUCGGAAGUACAUGCUGGUAAACUUUCUCAAGCUACAGGAUGUGUAAUGCAUGGGAAGGCUUUGUCUAAUCAUGUUCAACUGAGAGCUUCUGUUCCUUUGAGUGGCUCGUUUAAUCUUGGAUCUGAUGCUCAUGAGCGAGCUAGUGCAGGAAAAGGUGGAUCCAAGUUUCUGUAUGGGACAGUGCCAAAUGAUGUGAAAGUUAGUUCUGAUUCAUUGAACGAGCAGAAUCGAGGACCUAGGACCAAUAAAUCAGAAAAUCAAUUGGUUGUUAAGGCCUACACGACAAGAGCAGGAAAUGUUAAUGCACAAGGGAAUAUUGUAAUUCAUGCUGAUGAGUACAAUAGAGAUGAUUUUGUGCUGGAUCUUUUGAAUGCUAAGUUCUUUGUUAUUAAAUCAUAUAGCGAGGAUGAUGUGCAUAAGAGUAUGAAAUACAAUGUUUGGUCAUCUACACCUAAUGGAAACAAAAAGCUCAAUAGCGCUUUCGAAGAUGCUCAGAGAAUUGCUGCUGGAAAUCCAAGAGGCUGCCCAGUAUUCCUCUUUUUCUCGGUGAAUGCUAGUGGGCAGUUUUGUGGUGUUGCGGAAAUGACUGGCCCUGUAAACUUCUGUAAGGACAUGGAUUUUUGGCAGCAAGAUAAGUGGUCUGGUAGCUUCCCUGUGAAGUGGCACAUGAUAAAGGAUGUCCCAAAUCAUAACUUUAGGCAUAUUAUAUUAGAGAACAAUGAGAACAAGCCAGUGACUAACAGCAGGGACACACAAGAGAUACACUACAAGAAAGGCAUCGAGAUGCUGAAAGUAUUCAAGAAUUAUGCAUCAAGGACAUCUUUACUAGAUGACUUCAUGUAUUAUGAAACUAGGCAGAUGAUCCUGCAGGAAGAGAAAGCCAAGUUGCUAAUGAGGAGCUAUAAAAAUCCAUUUCUUGUGCCUGUAUUAGAUCCUCCACGCAAGCUAAAUUCUAUUUUUGAUUUCCCUUCCCGUGAAGGUGAGACAAUAUCUAAGCACAAUGAUUCCGAACAAUCUGAAAUUUGUGCAGUUCCUGCAGAACUGGAUUUGAAAGAUUCCAAAACCAACAGGGGGAAUGCAAGUGAUGGUGACAAAUUCGUGGUAGAUGGAGAUCCCAAUACUGGGAGUGUGUUGAGGAUUGCUUCCUUAGCAAUCAAUCCAAAGGACUUGAAAUCUCAGCCCCCAGAAGCUGAAUGCUCUACUGCUAUCACUCUGGCAAGUGGGGAGUCGGUUGAUGUUGUCACUGUGGGGUCUAUGCCAGUAAACGUUAAUGGAUUUGCUGAAUCUUCUGGUUUUAUAUCAAUUGGAACAAUUCCACUGGACCCUAGAGCUCUCCAGCGUGACAAGGCAAGUGGAUCUGGAAAAAUUGUUCCCAAGUGAUGCAAGCAUAAUGUCCAGAAGCAUUGAACAGAGUUAUUUUCCAGCUGUGUAUUAUAAUAUUGGUGCGCUCAUAGUUGAUCUGCAGUCACUUUUCUGAGGAAUUAUGUGUUCAUUUACCUUUUCCUCAAGGGUGCGGUGGAGGUUCUAAUUUUAGGUUGUGUUGGAGUCGGAUGGUUGGCAGAGAUUUUGCUUUAAAUACAAUGUAAGUUGUCCCUUUUGUCAUUUUGUUUCAACAAAUUCAGGAUAUGAAAUCCUGUCCUCGUCAUUAUGAGGAAACAAAGAAAAAUAGAUAUAUACUCAGCACAAUUUUUUCUUUAUUUGCUGUAUACUUUUGAGUGGAAAACAGAAAUACGUCCCCUCUAUCUCUCGAGAAAAAGAAAAAGUAAAAACAGAACUUUUCCAUUUGCAGCUCAUUAAUGGACAAAUGUAAUUCUUCUUUA